This is a messenger RNA of Notolabrus celidotus (New Zealand spotty), 3776 nucleotides long. RefSeq lists its product as uncharacterized. The transcript has 7 exons. NCBI's taxonomy places the organism in Eukaryota, Metazoa, Chordata, Actinopteri, Labriformes, Labridae. The record is from RefSeq and is a predicted model, not a curated record. The coding region runs from base 849 to 2771 and encodes 640 amino acids.
AAGAGUGGUGCAAACAGGAAGCAAGCAUAUGCCGACCGAGAUGAGUUGACAGACCGCAGGGCCAGCUACAAGAGACAAAAUAACCCACAUCAGGACUUGUCUUUGACGCAAAGAGUGCGCCAACAGGAAGCAACAAGCAUGCACGCAUUGAAGGGGGAAGUGUUGGUGUAUAUGAUUAAGCUGCUCACCCCAUCCUCCUGAGGCUCUACGUACAGCUCAUCACCGAUCCUGGAGAGAGAGUGGAUGGCUUUGGCCAGCACUGGACGGGUGUAAGAACUGGAGAGCGUUGCACCGUCUCUCCUCCCUUCACCGUUGAUAGAAAUAUCUGUUUCUGAAUGGGAGUGACUCAAAGCCACCUUCCUGUGGUGUGACCACGGACAUCAGGGGAGAAAGAGAGAGUUUGAGAAGACAGGAGAAGAAAGGAGUCAGAUAUCUGUCAAGAAGAGAGGAACUGCUGCUGAAACCUUGGAAGGAUCAUAUAAGAGCAAAACCUCCAUUCAAGCAAAGACAGAGAAGAAGCUGGGGAAUUAAAACCCUGGAGACGAACCUGUCUUCAUUUGGACUAAAUCUUUUUUUUUGCAAUGAUCAUGGAAAAAGAUUGGAAAGUUAAAAAAGAAGAAAACAACCAUCACAUGAGAAUCAGUGACAAAGGUUGGACAGUAUGGUGACGCCAUCCAUGUAAAGAUCAUGCUUCUUUCAUUUUGUCUGGAUUCUGUUUAAUCAACACUUUAACACUCAACAAAUGUCUGAGUAAUCCACCUCUGUGCCGACGACCUUAUCAUUGUGUGUACACACACCUGUCAUUCUCGUGUUCUUCUGGAUUUGAUACACAGCAGUCCUAAUCCUAAAUGUCUCAGCCACGGAAUGCUUCAGACACUCAGGCCCUGCUGCAGUCCAUGUUGCAGAAACUGAAACUCCAGCCAGGGAAAGAGGGCCAGGUGUACCUGAACACACCUGUAUCCAACCCAGCUGCUCUAACUUGGGGGCAGCACAGAGAGAAUGGAGCGUCUGACCUCCAGGGAGUUAACAGCAGUCCUGCAAAUGGAUUUGACUUCAGAACUAAUGGUCUUCCCACAAGGGAGUUUGGGAUCCCUGCGACAGAGACACAAAAAUCAGGUCAUGUAGGUGAAGUGGACAGUCAUCUCAUUUCCUUCCCCACCCAGAAAGAAAACACUGACCGUGAGACGGGUGAGCUCAGGGUGAUGGGACCAAACACAGACAUCCCAAAAGAAACAGAACAGCUGUUUCCUUCUUUUUCACUCAAGGAUGUGGGUAUCUCUUCCUCUGAGAGGACGGGUGUGGAUAAAGAUGAUGCAGUAACUACAGGUCAGAGUUUCACACCCAGAGUCUAUACAUGGUCCAUGAAGCCUGCAGAUGGAAAUAUUGACACAGGUAGUCAAGUGGACAAAGUGUUACACAUGAGAAAUGGAGAAUUUGGAUCUAAUGACCUGCAGGUCGCUUCAUCAGGGAAAACAAACAGCCUCUCCAGAAGACAACAGGGGACAACAGGGAACAAAACGAGGAGAUGGACUCAGAAGAUCAAGGCGAAAUGGAGGGACAGGCAGGGGAGUUUUGGGAAAAAGGGGAAAGAAGAAGAAGGGGGAAAUAACCAGAAGAGGGAGCAAGGAAAUGGACUGAUGACAGCAGAAACUCUCAUCAACACGUCAAACACAGGGGAAGGAAGGAUGCCCCCUUCACUAGACAGCUUUAAUCCCAGUGAAACUCCUCCAGCACACACAGAGGAUGGCAACAAUGAAGGCUAUACAAGGUCUGCUGGCGACUUUGAGUUUGGCUUGGGCUCGUUCAGUUUACUGGAGGAGAUCGUCACAGGUCAAGAGUGGGCAAAGUUUUUAAACCCAAACCUGCCAACCCCCUCAACCAAUCAGAGGCCAUCAGAGGAACUCCUGAUCCCACAAAAUCCUCUUGACACGGUGAACUUGAAACAACAUGGAGCAGGGAGCAACCAGUGGAGCUUUGUGGGCACUGAGGCAACACCUGGUUCAGAUGUGAGCAUGACACAGACAUUACCAGAUGUUUUCCUGCCUGUCAGCAUGGACGUUUCAGGAGGGAGGCAACAGCAGGAUGUUCACAGGGAAACUGGUCAGCCAGAACCGAUGGAGCAUGUAAAUAACCAAUCAGACAUGCAGUCAGAAGAGAGUGGGCAGCAACAAAGACCCACCUCAUUUCUAAGGCCUUUAGAUCUUUUGGACAACUCUGCAUUAAAAAGCAGAGUCCAGCUCAACAGGAAGAGGCAGCAUCAGUCAGCUGGGAGGAGAGACUACAGGCUUCGGACAGAGGAGACAAGUGCCGGAGAAGCAACAGACAGAGAAGAAAGCUCCAUGACUGUAAACAGUGAGAUGACAAAGGAGACAGGAGAGGCGUCACAACAUGACGCCCUGCCUUUAUACAUCCUUAACUCCUCGCAGCCUUUGUCUCCUUCUUCUUCUGUUCCACCCAAGGGCGUUCUCAAACACUCCAUAUCCCGGGAUUCAGAGUCCUCAAUGGAAGUGGAGACAAAAAGGAGGCGCGUUGAGGGGAACCGACAUGUUCACUUCUCAGAGGAGGUGCUGACCAUCCCGCUUCCAGAGAUGGAUCUGGAUGUUUCAGACUCAGAGGAGGAAGACUCAGGAGCAGAGGAUGACUCUGUGAUCGAUCAGGAGUAUGAGGUGGAGCCAGCAGUUAUGGAGGAGGUAGCUCCAGCACGCCGGCCAGCUCUGCCUGCCUGGAUCCGGGCUCUGAAGAGGAAGAACACUGGGAGGAAGCACAGAUAGUCAAAGUGCAAACAUGGUUUGUCUUGAAGACUUUCUCAUCUGUGCUGAAGAUGUUUUGGAAAGAGAUAAAUCAGGCAGCAAGUAUCACAGUAAUUCAACCCUGGAAAACAUCAGUCACUGCAUCACAACCCCAGCUUUUGUGGAUUCAGGACUUCAGGAACAACUUCAGCAUUUACAAGGAGAGUUUUGUGUCUGCAGUGCGCACCGACUGCUGCUGACUUGUUUUCACUUUAAAUAGUUGAAGCAUAACUGUACGUUAUUGCAUUCUCUGGACUGCCACUGUGUUGGGAUAACCUUGUGCCUUUAAAACUAACACCAUGUACUGCUGCUGCGUUGUGUUGGGGACAUUUUUAAAAGAUGCACACCAGACUUUUCCAGCAACUAGGUGCCAAAGUUGACCACAAGUUUAAUGGUGUACAAUUAUAAAUGUAAUAUUUAAACAUCAAAUUUUAUUUUCAUGGAGGAUUUUUUACACUUUCUAGUCAUUAAGUCCAUGCUGUAUAGACUGGAUAAUUUACUGCCAGUGUUACAUUACUUGUAUAAGUGUUUAACAGACGUUGUUGCUGGUGUGAAUAUCCUUCAAGUAGCUGUUUCAGCUUUUAUCAGAAAUAUUGUGAUGCCACUCCCUUCUAUCAGACUCCUCUGUGACCCCCCUGGUCACUAUGUCUCUGUGUAAUGGCUCCUUGUCUGUCUGAAAUAAAUCCUAGAGGAGUGAGGAGAUAAGUUUAAAAGCUGAAGCAGCAGCUCCAGAAUCCAGUGGGUACUCGUCCCUAAUUAUCAUGUCACAUGAAUAUAUUAAAAGCUUUCAGCUAUAAGGUUAGUAACAAAGGAAUAAUUCAGAUUUCUCAGAAAUGUUCUCAUUCACAUAUUUUGACUUAGAUGAGAAAAUCAAUACCACUGUCAUGAAUGUUUCUGAACUUGUGCUUCCUUCGAGGGAACAUUUUGCAACUGGCCAAGAAAUAGUCUGACACAUAAACCCCCAUUAAACUUAACUGUGAAACAAAA